Molecule: messenger RNA, 3881 nt
Organism: Dalotia coriaria
Lineage: Eukaryota; Metazoa; Arthropoda; Insecta; Coleoptera; Staphylinidae
Gene: dally
Product: division abnormally delayed protein
Exons: 6
Coding region: 285-2063 (592 amino acids)
Biological process (GO): cell migration; positive regulation of canonical Wnt signaling pathway; regulation of protein localization to membrane
Cellular component (GO): plasma membrane; cell surface; extracellular region
Source: RefSeq, a predicted model, not a curated record
CGACAGCAAUCGCCCGCACCGGUCGCGUCAGUCGGCAUCGUGCGAUGGUCGUGUCCGUAUCGGUGCGCUGCUGAUCGUCUCCGUGCUACCUCGUGUGUGUGCAUCGCAUAUUCGCACGUCGCGUCUGGACACACGCUUGCUCAUUAUUUAUUUAUUCGCGUCUCAGUUUCGGCGCGCAGGUACUUUGUCGAUAUUGGGAAUCGCGCCUCUUUUAUUCUCUCCGUGUCGACAUUCGAGACGCGUAGCAGUUACAUUUUCAAUAAGUAUUCGAACAAAUUCCAAUCAUGAAGACUCCUUGCCGGUUUAACGCAACGUGCUUGCUGCUUACGCUGAGCGUGUGUUUUGUUUAUUGUCGGAACGUCGACAGUCGUGCAAAAAGGACGAUUAGCGAUAGCCAUCCGACGAAUAGUUGUGAUAAUGUAAAAGCGUUCUUUCACUCGAGGAAUAUACCGAUGCAGCGAUCCGCUGGACCUAAAGGGAAUAUUUGCGGUGGUCAGUGCUGCUCUCCGGACUCAGAGCUACUUCUUCGCAAGCAGGGACAAGAAGUGUUCGCCGACAUGCUCCGACAUAAGUCGCGUACAUUGCAGGGACUCCUAAACUCAACUGCUACUUCUUUGCAAGAACACAUCCUUGCGAUGACUAGCAGGUCUGAGAAUAAGACGGCCGAGCUUUUCCUGAAGCUCUUCCAAGGUCAUUCAGUGCACGCGACUGACACCAUCAAUGCGCUGUAUACGGACAUCAGGCAAUAUGUGCUAAUCAACUCCAGUCAGGAUGCAUACGAGAACUCCAACACGGCGAUUUCUACAUCGGUAUCGCGUUUUUUCGCCAAUAUAUUUCCAUUGAUGUACCAUCGCAUCGGCGGGACGCCCGAUAAAGAUUUUACUGUGGAGUAUAAAAACUGUCUGAAGGAGACGAUGGGCAAAAUUAAACCAUUUGGUACUAUCCCGACGCAAGUGGCUGAAAGCUUGUCUAAGGCGCUAGCCGCCGCGCGAUUACUACUACAAGCGCUUGGCGUCGGCGUCGAGGUGCUCAAUGCCACCGACACGCUAAUUAUUGCCGAGAAUGGGCGUGGCAAUGCUGAGUGCCAUGAUGCGCUUAUGCGCAUGAGCUAUUGUCCAAAAUGUAUGGGUUUGAAGGAAGAAACAAAACCAUGUUCAGGGUAUUGCAUGAAUGUGAUGCGAGGAUGUCUCACCAAGUACGUAGUGGACCUGGACGCGCCGUGGAAUGGAUAUGUGGAAGGUAUCGAACGCCUUGUCACUGCGAUGAAACAGCACAAUAAUGAAGCAGGUGUAAAUGUUGAUACUCUUAUCAAGGAGCUGGACAAUCGGAUUUCGGAAGCAAUUAUUUAUGCCAUGGAGAAUGAGAAGGAUAUCGACGUUAAGGUAAAACGAGCUUGUGGUGUAGUGCAACUGUCUGAUCGAGAAGAUCCAUCAAUGAUUCCGACUGAAAUAGAAGAAAAGACUAGCAUGUUACCUGCCAAACAAUACUCAUCGUCUUCAGAAAAUCUGAUGCUCAAUUUCCUCAACUACAUUGUCAAAAGUCGCGGAUUCUACAGUGCUCUGGCGGAUAAUCUGUGUCAGGAUGAAAGCUUCGCCGAACGCAAAGACGAGCACUGCUGGAAUGGUGAACGCAUUGGCGGGUAUACUAAAACUAUCGCUGACCCUAGCUUGGAUACGCAAAAAUACAAUCCGGAAGUGAAGCCAAGUUUAAUGCUUCAGAAUACUGAUCCGCGAGCCGGGCUGCUGGCCGAGAAGCUGAGACAUGUGCACACAAUGGUUAUGUCUUCACUGGGGGCGGUGAGCAUGCCCGAAUCUUUCAGCUACGUUCAGGGCAUGCAGGGUGAUGCCACCGAUGGAUCCGGAUCUGGCGCUGGGCCGGAUAUCACCGACGACGAAAACGAUCGCGUCGAGCACGGCUCUGGUGCCGGCAGCGGCUCUGUGCCGCCAGUCUUCACUGAAACCAACCAAAUUGACGGUGAGACGAAGACGGCUUCAUCGACGACGCACCUGCCAUCGACGCUACUCACCACGGUUCUAGUAUUGCUCGCAAUGAAAUUCUUAUAAAGUCGUAGUUUGUAAGUAAAAGCGUGAUCGACCUAAAAAAUGCAGCAAUGAUAUAAUCAUGCGCUCCGCGAUUGCCAUGUCUAAUGGGGUUUGCAUCGAACGAACAAACGAUUAAUCUUAUAUUGUAAAGCGCAGUAUUGUAAGUUUAAUAACAGCAAGUCCUAUGCAUAAACAACCGAACUUUGUAUUGUACAUAGCUAUAAAAUUAUUUUAUAAGAGACUGUAUUAUAUUAGACUUUUAGUAUUUUUAUUAUUUACUUUUUUAGUUGCCAAUAUAAUUACGGUAGGCAGCGGCUUAGUUUGGAGUUUACGUCAAGCUGAAAUGAGCAUGCAACUUGUACGAAUGCUGUUUACUAAGAGCAUAUCAAAAAGAACUCCGAACUAGUUCGAUGCUUCAAUGCAUUCGAUUACAUACGAAGGGCAGUUGCAAAUCAAUGAUUGUGCUUCCUUUUCGUUCUGUAGUUCAUUACGCAGCAAAUGUAAACGUUUAAGGGCAGUAACGGAACUUGCAAUGUCGACGCUUAGAAAAAUAGUUCGUCCUGCAUUGUGGACAUAAAACAUACAUUGGAAAUGAAAACACGUAAAUUUGUCGUUUGUAUUUAUGAAAUACGAGUCGCGGGAAUGUUGAAAUAUUAUGGAAAUGAGCGAGAGAAAAUAUUUUGUUAUGCGCCAAAAGUGUUGUAAAACAAAUUGGCUAGCUGAUUUUUGCUGGUUAAAAAUUGGUAAUUGAAUCACCAGUACAUUAUUUCAAACGAUGCUUCCAAAAUUAGUUCCACAAAUAAUUGACCGGAACCCCCAUGAAGAAUGAAGCACGCACGUUAAAGAUGAACGAAAGAAAUGUAAAUUAAUCGCGAAAGGUGUGAACAAAUCCUGUUGAUAUGUAGAUAUACAAUUAAAUUAUUUUCAUAAAUGUCUGUGAUUAAAACUACUUUUAUUAUUUAAUUAUAUAAAAAAAGAAUCGUGUCUAAAAUACUUUUGCUAGUUUUCACUGGACAAGGAAAUUGUUGUUUUCCUACUGUGUACACCUGCAGCUCUACGCCUUAUUAUUUGCCAUGGAAGCGAAACUUGCAGAAUGAACGAACGAUACAGUCAAACUUUAGAAUUUAGCGAAAGUGCACAGACAACACGUUUUUCAAAUUUUAACGUCUGUACAAAUAUGAUGUUAUUAAUUAUUAUACAGAUAAAUUUUAAUUAUAAAGUAUUUAAGACAUAGUUAUUCAAAUAUAAAAAUAUAUAUUACGCGUAAAGAAACAAAAUAAGAUGGAAAUUAUAUCUAGAAAUUCUUCAAACGAUUAAAUAAACAGGUAUAAUUACUAAUUACGUAGAUAGGCUAGAACGAAAUAUUUUUUCUGGAUAAAGAUUAACCACGAUGUGUUAUAAAAGUUAAUACAAGAUCGAGACAGAAAUACCAAGAUCGAAACGCAACAUGUAAUGUACUAUUUAAAUGUAACACAAUACUUAUUAAGUGUAACUUUAAAAUGACUCGUCAUCACCAUCCAUCUGCAAUUUAUCGUUUAUUUGAACUUUAGCGGCCAUAUACAAGCAAUAUGUAAUUCAUACGGAAUUAUGUUAAUGAACUGAAAAUGUAUGAUAAAUUGCUCUUUCAGCAUCGAUAAUUAGCAAUAUUGUGUAAAACAAACAUUUAUGUGUGGACAGUGCGAUUUUUAUCUAUCUAAGUCCUAGUCUUAGAUUUUAUGUAACUAAUGUUAACUUAUUUUUCAUCCCUGUUUAAGUAAUAUUGUAUCAUAUUUGCUUUUAAUUUCUGUAGAACUCAUUUCUAGAUGUAUUUUUUAAUAAAAUCAUGCUUGAACUGAUAAA